UAAUGAGCAAUGCUGAUAUUCAACAUAAUGAAACCCAUACUUAACGAAGACCUACAACUGCAUCUCUUCAACAUUCAGUUUAGAAUUCUCAUCCAAUAUCACCUUUGAAAUAUGAUUAUUUGGUUACAUAGCAUACCCAAAAUUCUAUAUCACCAAUGAGAUAAUCAAAUCAAAAGAAUAGAUUUGUAUAACCAUUUAGUUCCUUAGCCAUUAUAUCAAAAUAAUAAAUUGAUAAUGACUAUAAGAAACUAUCUUUACAAUCUCCUGCUCAAGUAUUUGUAAAUGUAAACAAAAUUUUAUAUUAAGUGUUUACCACCAAAAGCACCUGAAUUGUAUAGAUCAACAAAUUCACCAAAUAGAAUUGGAUAAUAUAAUUCAAAGACUUAAGUUUCAGAAAGAGGAAUGGAUGAUAAACUAUCUGAAUUUUCAUUAUAGCUCGUUAAUAAUUAGUAAACAGUUGAAGAUAGAUUAAAAAUGUAAGAUGCAAAUCUAUUGCAAUUCAAAUAGAUUAAAUUCAAUAAACACAGAAAUAGUGAAUAAGAUUUCAAGACUUAAUAAAAUAGAUUAUCUGUAAGAGAUGAAAACAUCUAACAAUCUAUUACAUAUAGUUAACACACUACAAAACAUGGUUAUGGAAAUUCUGAUUUACAAACUAAAUAUGAUAAAUUAAAAGAAGAAUAUGAUUUAUAACAUAAGUUCUUAUAAGAGAAAGAGAAAUCUUAUAAUGAUAUCUAAUUAAAGUAUUAAUAGUUAUAGAGAUUAUAAUAAUAAUAUUAAUCUAAUAACUCAGAAUCAGAUUAAAAUACUAUUAAAUAAUUAAGAGAGAAGUUAUUACUUAAUGAAGAGAAAUUAUAAGAAUACUCUGUUGUUCAAUUCUAAAUCUAAUCACUAAAACAAUAAAAGGCAGAAGUUGAAAUGAAAUUAAAUAGAGUAUUAACUGAAAAUUCAUAAUUAAAAAAUGAACUUACAUAAUUAUAAUAAUCAUUAUCAAAUUGUAAGACCUAAGUUACUUAAGUCAAAGAACUUGAAUUAUUAGUAGAAGUAUGUUAAAAUGAUUAAGAUGGAUUUAUUAAAUCUUUAGAAAGCAAAGAUGCUGAAAUUUAAUAUUUAAAGAAUAGAUUACAAACUUCAUAAGAACAAUUAUUAAAAUUUAAAUCAGACAAUCUUAAAUUAUUUAAUGAAUUAUAGAAUGUAUAAUCAGAAAUCAAGAAUAUGUAAUCUUCUAUUUUAUAAUCAUAAGAAGUCAUGAAAACAAACUAAUAACUUACCUUAGAUAUUGAAAAUUUAGAAUUAAGCAAAAAUGUAUUAUAAGAAUAAUAGGAUAAUAUUCUUGAUUAAUACAAGAGAUUAAGUAGUAUUAAUGAAACAUUAAAAUAACAGUAUUAAUCAUCACAACAAGAAAUUAAUUAAUUAAGAACUAUAUUUGAAAAUGAAAAAUAAAAUUAUGAAUAAUAAAUUCAAGAUUAGAAGUAUAUGAUUGAAUAAUAAGAUAAUGAUUUAUAGAAUGCAAAAAUAGAAAAUGAAUAAAAUACACAAAAAAUUAGUGAAUUGACAUAAUAUUAUUAAGCUUAAUUUGCAGAAUUAUAAUAAUCUUUGGAUAAUUGGUUUAGAUAAUAAAUUGAAAUAGAAUUAAAAAAAGUUGUAGAUCCAAUAACAGAUGAAAGAGAUUAUUAUUAAGAGAAAUUCAAAGAAGCUAUGCAAAAAUGUGAAUCAUUAGAAGAUUAGAAUUAGGAUAUUAUUGCUGAAUAUGAAUCAUUGACUAGUAAACAUCUAGAAUUGAAGAUGUUGUUCGAUUAGAUCAAGACUAUUUCCUCAACAUAAUUGAAGAACUGAA
Paramecium pentaurelia is the source of this 1834-nucleotide messenger RNA. NCBI's taxonomy places the organism in Eukaryota, Ciliophora, Oligohymenophorea, Peniculida, Parameciidae. The record is from the annotation of a GenBank genome assembly.